AUGUUUACUGAAUCACAGUCGCUAGUAACGUACCACACAUUCUCCAUGUCUGCGUAUUUUUUUCCAAUAGUUGGUGCCAUAAUUUCAGACAGUUUUAUAGGAACAUUUAAUACAAUUCUUUAUGUUUCGAUAUUAUAUGCUGGUGGGUGCAUUCUACUUGUACUAUCAGCUACUGAUCCCAUAGGGUUACCUAAAGCUGGCUUUUCACUAUUGGGCCUAAUGAUCAUAGGCAUAGGCACCGGUGUUAUUAAACCAUGCAUCACAGCGAUUGGAGGAGACCAGUUUCGCCUACCUCAACAGGCGAAGGAACUGGAGAGGUUCUUCUCUUUAUUUUACUUUUCUAUCAAUGCUGGAAGUUUGCUAUCAAUGUUUAUUACCCCCAUUUUAAGAAAUGAUGUACACUGCUUCGGUAAUGAUAGCUGUUUUCCUCUGGCUUUCGCAGUUCCUGGAAUUCUGAUGAUAAUUGCUGUAGUCUUCUUCGCCGCAGGACGACCAACAUAUAGAAUCAAAAAACCAGAGGGCAACAUCAUAGUACAAGUUACAAAAUGUAUUGUGUGUGCAAUAAAGAAUAAGUUGAAGUCCAACGAGAAAAAGCAACAUUGGCUUUAUUAUGCAGAAGAAGAAUACGGACAAAAACUAGUAAACGAUACUAAGGUAACACUCCAUGUUUUAGUUCUCUUUCUUCCGCUGCCGAUUUUCUGGGCUCUCUAUGAUCAGCAAGGAUCAGGAUGGACCUUGAUGGCCGUGAGAAUGGAUGGAAACAUUGGAUUUUAUACAAUUUUGCCAGAUCACAUGCAACUCGUCAACCCAUUGUUCAUUUUGGCUUUUAUUCCAUUGUUUACCUACUACGUUUAUCCACUUCUAGGAAAAUGUAACUUACUGAAUACUGCUCUGCAGCGAAUGGCUGGUGGAGGAUUUUUAGCAGCUGUCGCUUUUGCCGUUUCUGCCUUUGUCAUGAUUGCUAUUGAAAAAAAUGAUCCAGUAUUACCAUCAGCUGGUAACAUACAAUUAAGGGUGUAUAAUCCAUCAAGCUGUUUUAUGUCUGUUACCACCGAUAAAACAGAAAUAAAGCCAUUUACCUUAGAUCCAACAUCUUUAUAUGUGGAUCAGGAUAUUGAAUGGAGUGGAAGUAAAUCUGCAACAUUUACAUUUAAGUCUAAUACUAAAGAAUGCCCAGAUGGUGUACAAAUAAUUUCUCUAGAGGAAAAGAACGCCUAUGGUAUUUUUAUCCAAUCAAAUGGGACCAUCCGCUUUUACGAAGAUGACGUAGCUAAGAGCAAAACUGGUUAUCCUUUAGUGAGAACCCUACCUUAUACUGAUAUUGAUGUUAAGUACACGUUGAAAAAGAAAUCAAUUAAUAUAAAUUCAGGAAACAUAUCUGCAAGAGAAUUCAGUCCUGGUCGUUGGUCAGUAGAGGUAGGAGACAAACAAUUUGACAAAACUCUAGAGUUGGAACUUGGUGGAAUAUAUGCUGUAAUGCUUAAUGAUAAACAAAUGGACAUGGAUUAUACGAUAGUGACAAAACCCAAUGCAAUCCAUAUAGCUUGGUUACUUCCUCAAUAUUUUAUUAUGACUGCUGCUGAAAUUAUGUUUGUCAUCCCAGGAAUAGAGUUUUCGUACGCUGAAUCCCCGACCUCGAUGAAGUCUUUAGUUCAAGCUUGCUUAUUAUUGACAACUGCAUUUGGAAACUUGAUUAUUGUUGUUAUAUCAUCUAUGGAGUUUUUCAAUAAAAAGAGCAACGACUUUUUCCUUUAUUGUGGACUGAUGGUGGCCGACAUAUUGAUCUUUUCGUGGCUGGCAAUGAGGUACACGUAUAUUAAGAAGGAAGAAUCACCGCAAAGCUCAGAAAAUGUUCCUAUAACAAAUUAA
Molecule: messenger RNA, 1869 nt
Organism: Diabrotica balteata
Lineage: Eukaryota; Metazoa; Arthropoda; Insecta; Coleoptera; Chrysomelidae
Source: the annotation of a GenBank genome assembly